Messenger RNA from Hirundo rustica (Barn swallow), 5089 nucleotides. RefSeq names its product adducin 1 (gene ADD1). The record is from RefSeq and is a predicted model, not a curated record. Gene Ontology annotation, biological process: positive regulation of adherens junction organization; positive regulation of establishment of endothelial barrier; barbed-end actin filament capping. Bases 623 to 2608 code for a protein of 661 amino acids. Gene Ontology annotation, molecular function: actin filament binding. NCBI's taxonomy places the organism in Eukaryota, Metazoa, Chordata, Aves, Passeriformes, Hirundinidae. The transcript has 16 exons. Gene Ontology annotation, cellular component: plasma membrane; postsynaptic density; adherens junction.
CGGGCUUUGGAGAGUCCAAGUCAUCGUCCGCAGACGACGUAGGAGUGAAGGAGGAAUUGGGACGUGUGUGUGCGGUGCUGGGGAUUGGCGGGGCACCAGCAGCAGACGGGCAGUUGUUUUGUUCCUCUGCUCGAAGGGGUAGCUACAUUUUAGCGUUUCUGGGGUGUGCUUUUGAUGCAAAAUGUCACAUGCCUUUCUGCACGUAAUUGCUGCACACUCGCUGUGCUGCUUUUAGGGUUGAUUCUUAAUCUAUGUAGGCUUUAGUUAAAACUAGCAAUUAGGGAGGGGGAAAAUCCAGUCAAGCUGGAAAAAUAUCCCUGGCUGUGUUGAGAUGGGGGCUAGGAAUAGCACAGCGUUUACAUCUUUCAUGAGGUACUGCUGUAGCUCAGUGGUGUAAGCUCAUUGCUGGUUUUUGUUUAUUCUUUGCUUUUUGGAAAGUUGCUGUAGAUCACAACAUUAUCGUAUACCAAAAGUAUUCAGAUUUCUUGCACUGUGACCUAUGUUUUCAUACCGAGCUUUAGAAAACAUGUCUACCCUGAGCUUAUGAAUUCUCAAAUUGCAACUGCUUCUGGACAAUUCCUCUACGCUCUGCUGAAAGCUACAGGUUCCUUAAAACUGUGCUAUGAAUGGUGAUUCGGGUGUGGGGGUGGUGACUUCACCACCUCCAACAACAGCCCCUCAUAAAGAGAGGUAUUUUGAUCGAGUUGAUGAAAAUAAUCCAGAAUAUUUGAGAGAGAGAAAUAUGGCACCUGACCUUCGCCAGGAUUUUAACAUGAUGGAACAGAAGAAGAGAGUCUCCAUGAUUCUUCAAAGCCCAGCCUUCUGUGAAGAACUGGAAUCCAUGAUCCAGGAGCAGUUUAAGAAGGGGAAGAACCCAACAGGUUUAUUGGCUUUACAGCAGAUUGCGGAUUUCAUGACAGCACAUGUACCAAAUGUCUACCCGGCAGCACCUCAAGGUGGAAUGGCUGCAUUAAACAUGAGUCUUGGCAUGGUAACACCAGUGAAUGAUCUGAGAGGGUCAGAUUCCAUUGCCUAUGAAAAAGGGGAGAAGUUGUUACGAUGCAAACUGGCAGCUUUCUACAGAUUAGCAGAUCUCUUUGGCUGGUCUCAGCUUAUUUACAAUCAUAUAACAGCCAGAGUAAAUUCUGAGCAAGAGCACUUCCUUAUUGUACCUUUUGGACUCCUCUAUAGUGAAGUCACUGCAUCUAGUCUGGUUAAAAUCAAUAUUCAGGGAGAUGUGGUUGAUCGUGGAAGCACUAACUUGGGAGUAAACCAAGCUGGUUUUACGUUGCACUCAGCAAUUUAUGCAGCUCGACCUGAUGUCAAAUGCAUUGUCCAUAUCCACACACCAGCAGGAGCAGCGGUUUCUGCAAUGAAGUGUGGUCUCUUGCCGAUUUCACCUGAAGCACUUUCUCUAGGAGAAGUAGCUUAUCAUGACUACCAUGGUAUUUUAGUGGAUGAUGAAGAAAAGGUGGUUAUUCAGAAAAAUUUGGGGCCUAAAAGCAAGGUUCUUAUUCUCAGAAACCAUGGCUUAGUAUCAGUUGGAGAGACUGUUGAGGAGGCUUUCUACUAUAUUCAUAACCUAGUGCUUGCCUGUGAGAUACAAGUACGUACCCUGGCCAGUGCAGGUGGACCGGACAACUUAGUGCUCCUUGAUCCUGGGAAGUAUAAAGCCAAGUCUCGUUCCCCUGAGUCUCCAGCAGGUGAGGGUACUGUAUCCCAUCCCAAAUGGCAGAUUGGUGAACAGGAGUUCGAAGCUCUUAUGCGAAUGCUUGAUAAUCUGGGUUACAGAACUGGCUACCCAUAUCGAUGCCCUGCUCUGAGAGAGAAAUCUAAAAAGUUCAGCGAUGUUGAGAUUCCAGCUAGUGUCACAGGUUACUCCUUUACUAGUGAUGGCGAAUCAGGCAUUUCCUCCCCCCUCAGACACAGUUUUCAGAAACAGCAGCGAGAGAAGACAAGGUGGCUGAAUUCUGGCCGAGGGGAUGAUGCUUCUGAAGAAGGGCAGAAUGGCAGCAGUCCCAAGUCGAAGACUAAGGUGUGGACGAACAUUACACACGAUCACGUGAAACCCUUGCUGCAGUCUCUCUCGUCCGGUGUCUGCGUGCCAAGCUGUAUUACCAACUGCUUGUGGACUAAAGAGGAUGGACAUAGAACUGCCACCUCUGCUGUCCCUAAUCUGUUUGUUCCAUUGAACACCAAUCCAAAGGAGGUCCAAGAAAUGAGGAACAAGAUCCGAGAGCAGAAUUUGCAAGACAUUAAAACGGCAGGCCCUCAGUCACAGGUUCUUUCUGGGGUAGUUGUGGACAGGAGCCUUGUACAGGGAGAACUGGUGACUGCAUCAAAGGCAAUAAUUGAGAAAGAAUAUCAACCAAAAGUCAUAGUGAGCACAACAGGACCAAAUCCCUUCAAUAAACUCACUGAUCGAGAACUGGAAGAAUAUCGCAAAGAAGUAGAAAGAAAGCAGAAGGGACCAGAAGAGCCUUCAGAAGAUGGCAGGCCACAGAAAGAGCGAAGCCCCCCUGAGCCCAGCUCAGCCCGCACUCCUCCCAGCACGCCCGUUAAAGUAGAGGAAGGAGAUGGAUAUGCUAAAGAAUACCUGUUACCAUAAGACACGGCCGGACCAGACCUACAGAGAUGACAGUGAUGCUGCAACCUUCAAGCAAACCCUCCCAGAUCUCACCCCCGAUGAGCCUUCGGAAGCACUCGGCUUCCCUCCCUUAGGAAAGGAGGAAGGGAGAUGUGAUCAAGAUGUGCCCAAAAGCCAAACAGAGCCACCUGCAGUGGAAAAUAAGGAGCCCCAGUCCCAACCCACUGAAGAGCCAGCAACACCAACAGCUGAGGAGGGGACAGCAGCUGAUGCAGGUAGUGAUGAAUCUCCAGGGAAGUCCCCAUCGAAAAAGAAAAAGAAGUUUCGCACUCCUUCCUUCCUGAAGAAGAGCAAAAAGAAGAGUGACUCCUAAAGGCCAACCCACUGCAGAAACACUGUCAUAUUUUAAAAUCCAUUAACCACUAGAAUGUACCAGAUCGUACUGAGUGUUUUGUCUUACUAUGUAAAUGAAUGCCACAAUUAAUCCAACCAGCCCCUCAAGUUAUGGCUUGAUUGUUUAGGGUUAUAACCAGAAACUCGUGUCCAAAAAGGUGCUAAUCCUGUGUGUUCAGCAGCUGCCACAGAACUGAUCCCUAGUUAGUAAUCAAAUGUAAAUGGCUUCCGUGUGGAAGGCAUUGAUUCCCUAUUUUUAAUUUAAAGCCUGCACUGCUUUGCUAAAGAAUAUAAAAAAUUCACAAUUUAAAAAUAAAAGACCCAUUGCUUACCACAAGAAUUGUUCUUUCCAAUAUUCUGUCCCAAGUCACAAGUAAAUUUCUUAAAUUUUGACUUUUAGAGAGGAUGCUUUUGCAGUGGUGUUCUCAAGGGGGGUGAAUUCUUGAACUGACAUGUAAACUUCUGCAAGCUUCUUGAGUACAGGUUGUGGUUUGGCCAGGCUUUGAGGCUCUCCAUUGCUUCCUCUCUUUCUCCCUUCUCACUGUUGUUACAAAAUGAAAGUGUUUUUCACUUUGUUUUAUUUUAUAACUGGCUGGUGAAAUCAGUCUUUGAUGUCUAGGACUGAAAUGUCCAUGGUGUGUUCCUCUCAUGUUGUGUGUUCAAAGAGCCCAAUCUUGGCCUGUUUUUUUUUUCUUUCUAGUGAAUUACAGUUUAAGGGAAAUCUGUCUUUGCUCUUGCCUGGCUGAGUCAUGUGGUGAUUGGGCUGUUAGAAAAGGUUAAAAAGUAACUGAAGUAUUUCAGAAGUUUUUCAGCUGGUGUUGUGGAGCAUGGGCAGGUGUAUUUUGGGCCUUAGCACAGGUUUUUUCAUUCUCUUAAAAAUCCCUUUGUUGCACACGCAACCUUGCUGUGCGCAAACCCCACGUGCAGCCUUUUGUGUUUGUUCCUUCCCACCGAUAAAAAUGUAAAUGCAUUACACUGAGUAGCUCACCUUGUUUUAUAGUAAUUAUAUUUUCACUUACAAAAGCUGGCACUUCUUUAAAUCUUUUUGUUGUUGUUGCCAGCAGUGGAGUACAGAAAUCCCGUGUAACCUUAAAGGUGUAUUUUCACCGUUCGCUAUAAAUGUUCGUUUAACGUGCAGCAUGGCAAAUCACUCUCACCACUGAGUUCACUAUUUCCCAGUUAUUGCCAUGCUUCUGUCUAUCACUAAUUAGAAAAGUAGUUUAAGAUCAGGUAGGUCAAGCUUGCGGAAUUCUCUGGAAAGCGGGUGCCGUUCCCUGGCUCAGGGCCAGCGGGGCAGUGACCGGUUCUGGUUUCUAGAAUUUGCAUUUCGGGUUUAACAGCAGCAAACCCCAACAGCCCACGGGGGCAAGGGCAACACACUGACUCACAGUAAGCGUCUGUAACACAACAGAAUGUGGAUGUAACCUUUUAGGACAAUAUUAAAUGUUGCAAUUGAUAAAACAGCAGAGAACUAAUGCCUUACAUUCAUGCAGCAGAAAGCACGGAGGGCCGGCGGGUGGAGCAGGAGGCGGCUCUGGGCGGGCAGAGCCAGGCCUGUGUUGGGCUGCGAGGGGCCGAUGCCUCGGGCUGGUUUUGGGCAGCGAAGGGGAACAACUGGAAGUGGAAUUGAGCUGUCAGUGUUCAAGUGAGAACAGAGUGGCCAGACAGAAUUGAGCUGUCAGUGUUCAAGUGAGAACGGACGUUUCCAGGUGGCCGCUGGGUCCGUGGCAAAGGUGCCGGGGCCGGUGUGGGACAGAGCAGGUGGGCACUGGGCCCAAGCCCCCAGACAGCAGCGCUCAGGCAGGACUGCAUGGCACGAAUGGCUUUCAGCUUCUGCUCUAACAUUGUAUGUCCUUGUACACUAGGAAGCAAACAACACUUAUUUUGCUAAAUUGUGUUUUAUUGCAGGGUCGUAACUAAAUGACUAAUUGCUGUACGUUUCAGUUCUUUACUGAAGUCCCUCCGUUUAUCCUGACCACUUAUGCAAUGACUCUUAAUUUCUAAUUUUGUAGUUUGUUCUUUUAGUUCUUUGUAUUACAAUAUGAAAUGUAGUCAUGUAUGGUAUGGUUACACACUUUGGGGCAAAAUAAAGUCCUGUAUUUUUCUUUC